UGAGAUUAUAUAUAAAACGAUUAUAUACAAAUUUGAACAUAGCCAAAAGCUUGAAGACGAUCUUAACACAAUGUCAAUGUCUACACCAAGGCGGCUGCAUGGGAAGGUAGCUCUCAUAACAGGAGCAGCCAGCGGCAUCGGCGCGGAGACGGCCAGGCUUUUUGCAGGUAACGGUGCUUUUGUUGUUGUAGUGGAUAUUGACGACGAACUAGGUCAUAAGGUGGCAGCCUCCAUUGGCAUCGACCAAGCCAGCUUUCACCACUGUGACGUGAGAGACGAGACACAAGUCGAAAAAAUAGUAAGCUACACUAUCGAAAAACACGGUCGCCUCGACAUUCUUUUCAGCAACGCCGGCAUCACUGGUUCUCUCAGUUCAAUUCGAGAACUUGACAUGUCCGACUUUGACAAUGUAAUGGCGAUCAAUGUCCGUGGGGUGGUUUCGUCGAUCAAGCACGGGGGAAAAGCAAUGGUAGAGCGGAACAUACGUGGGUCGAUAAUCUGCACGACGAGUGUGGCAGCGACGGUUGGUGGGAUGGCACUGAUGGCGUACACAUGCUCAAAGCAUGCAGUGUUGGGGGUGGUGAGGUCGAGCUGCGCUGAGCUAGGGGCAUACGGUAUUAGGGUAAACUGCGUGUCGCCUUAUGGGGUGGCGACGCCACUGACUUGCCAGAGUUUGAAAAUGGAAGAGAGUAAGUUUGAAGAGAUUGUUAGUUCAAAGGCAAGCUUGAAGGGUGUGGUGUUGAAGGCUAGCCAUAUAGCUGAGGCUGCUUUGUUUCUUGCAUCUGAUGAAUCAGUUUAUAUUAGUGGUCAAAACUUGGUCGUUGAUGGUGGCUUCACAGCCGUUAGAUCAGUGAUGUAAUUCUCUAAUUUCUAAGGGUUUAAGUAAUUAAUUAAUUAAUUGAUGUGCUAAAUAAUAAUUUGGAAACAUUUGAGAAGUUGGAACUUUGUGAUGAACACUCCUAAUUGAAAUAAGAACUGAUGCAAUGAAUUAAAUGGAA
Molecule: messenger RNA, 998 nt
Organism: Cucumis melo (muskmelon)
Lineage: Eukaryota; Viridiplantae; Streptophyta; Magnoliopsida; Cucurbitales; Cucurbitaceae
Product: short-chain dehydrogenase reductase 3b-like
Exons: 3
Coding region: 71-859 (262 amino acids)
Source: RefSeq, a predicted model, not a curated record